UCCACCUGUCUGUUUCAGUUUUCUCUCCAUGAGCCAGAAACAAAGACCGGCAAGGAGAAAACAAAACAAUGUCUACAACAUCCUUUUCUCUUCUGCAAUUUCCAAAAACUUUUGUAAUCCCAUCUUCUGCAAAAUACAAGUUCUUGCAAAUUCCUUCAAUUUCUCAUAAUCACCGAUCCAUAACAUCAAAAAUACCAUUUUCAAAUCAAUACUUUGUAAGAACUGGGUUUCAAUUGCAGGCUCAAAGGCAGCAACAAGAAUAUCAAGUUGAGAGGCUGUUUUCUAACCUUAAUCAAGCCACAUUGAAAAGAGAGCCUGGAAGUUUAUCUAGUUCAAUUCUUCUAGUUGCGGGUACAACGGUAGGUGCUGGGAUUCUUGCAAUUCCUGCUGUUACUCAAGAAUCUGGAUUUCUGGCCUCUGCUGUUGCCUGCAUCGUUUGUUGGAUAUUUAUGGUUGCAACUGGACUUCUCAUCGCAGAAGUAAAUGUCAACACAAUGUGUGAAUUGGGUUCUGGUGGUGUAUCAUUGGUGUCAAUGGCCAGGAGAACUCUUGGGAUAGCUGGAGUUCAAAUUGCUUGUUGGUCAUACAUUUUUAUCCACUACGCCCUUCUAGUUGCUUAUGUGGCUCGUUCUUCAGAUAUUUUGACAAACUUCCUCGGCAUUCCAUUAUGGGAGAGUGCAACUUUGUUCUCUUUGGUUUUAGGAGGCAUAUGCUACUUUGGAAGUCAGCGCUUCAUUGGUGCUGUUAAUGGUGUUCUAAUAUUUGGAAUCAUUGGUUCUUUCACUGCUCUUGUGGCAGUUGCCAGUGGAGGGCUACAAUUAGAUGCUCUUUUGAAAGCCAACUUUGAAGCUGUUCCUAUGAGUAUACCUAUAAUUGCACUUUCAUUUGUUUAUCAGAAUGUAGUACCCGUUCUUUGCACAAAUCUUGAAGGAAACAUUUCAAAAGUAAGGACUGCCAUUGUUGUAGGCACAGCUAUACCCCUUGGUUUGUUUCUUGUAUGGAAUGGAGUUAUUUUAGGAUCAAUUCCAAAUACUGAGAUGGCUGAUAAGAUCACUGAUCCACUACAACAAUUGCGAUCUACUAAUGAAGUUGUUGGACCUAUAGUUGAGGUGUUCUCGCUACUUGCAAUUGCAACCUCUUAUAUCGGAUUUGUUUUGGGGCUUGCUGACUUCCUUGCUGAUUUGCUAAAACUCCCAGCUAAUAAGAACAGCCCUCUGACAUACCUCUUGACUUUGCUUCCACCUUUGGCAUUAGCACUGCUAGAUCCUGAAAUAUUUUUUAAAGCCUUGGAUUUUGCAGGAACAUAUGGAGGUAUGCAAUUUUGGUACUUUUUGGAAUUCUUCCUGCGGCCAUGGCCUGGUCAGAUAGGUACUCAAGUCCAUCACCUUCAACAAAAUUGCCACAGCUGGUUCCUGGGGGAAGAAUCACUCUUUCUUGCGUGAUCGGAGGAGCAGGAUAUGUGAUCCUUUCUGAAAUACUAGAGAAUUUUAGCCGUUCUUGAUUAUCAAGAAUGAAAAUGAUUUCUUAUGAGGUCUAAAUCAAGAACCGGAAAGGCAUUCCUAUACGAGUCAAAAGUACAUUGUUACAUCUGGAUUGAUAGUUAUAAUAGCUAUUUUCAUUUACAAUUCUCUUCAUUGUUGCCAACUUUUCUUGGCUCUUGCAUAUUGUACUAUAUUACAUUAUUCUGGAAUUGAACAUGUUAUUACAGUAAAAGAAAUAGACGACAAAGAUGGAUGUCGUUUUCAUU
This is a messenger RNA of Jatropha curcas, 1747 nucleotides long. NCBI's taxonomy places the organism in Eukaryota, Viridiplantae, Streptophyta, Magnoliopsida, Malpighiales, Euphorbiaceae. The record is from RefSeq and is a predicted model, not a curated record.